AUGUCACACAAGAUAUGCUGUAAUAGAUUUACAGAAAACUUGGAAUAUUAUGAGAUCGAUUUUAAGUAUCAAGGACAUAGGGAGAAAUAUAGAGUAUCAAACGGGAUGCCAAUGAUGGUAACGCAAAAUAUGCGCAAUAAAGAUAUGUUUAAUAUGGAGCAGUACAAUAUUGACAGGAUUAACGAGAAUGAUGAGGGCAAUCUCGUAUUUACGCUAAAUGGAACAGUAUUCAGUCACAGUGAAUUCAGCGAAUCUUUCAUCCCAGCAUUUUGCGUUACGGUGUAUAAAUAUCAGGGAGGAAUAAUAAGCACCCCAUAUAACAUUUAUGCUGCAGAAAAAAUGGACAAGAAACAAGUCUACACAGCAUUAUCUAGAACAAAGGAACUAAAUCAUGUCCAUCUUGAUACAACAAAGUUGAACCCCAAAUAUAAAAUCAGAAUGCCACCGCUCUGUGUGACAGUGAAUAGUUACUUCAAUGAUGACUACCAUAAAGGUCAAAUAUAUAAGAUCACGUUCAAACACAAUGACAAAUUAUAUAUCGGUAGCUCUAUUAGAAAUCUACAAGAACGGCUCAAUGAACAUGUGACUACAAAAUCAAGUGCAAUAUUCAAGUACAAGGAUGAUGAACCAAUAAUUGUGCCAGUAAUACGCGCACCUUGUAAGGAUCGACAAGAAUUAAACAGAGUGGAAGCUGAAUACAUUAGAUAUUAUAGUGAAAAAUAUGGGGACCGUUUACUCAACAAACAAUUAGUCCCAAAACAGACAGUCAAAAUUGAAUACAAACAUCAAGCGCAAAUUGAGACAGAAAAUCAAAUGCGAGAAAGACUGCGCCAGAAGUUUGGUGAUAAAAUCAAGAUCAAAGAUGAUCCAAUGAAUAAGUUACUCUAUUACGAUACGAAAGUUGAUGGCAAACGUUAUAGAUCAGUUGCUAAAUACAAAAAACAGACUAAAGAAGAAGCUCUGAUUAAGAUCACUGCUAAGCAACAACAAUUGAUCGAUGAAUUGACGAUCCAGUUCAACUAA
Messenger RNA from Porites evermanni, 1023 nucleotides. NCBI's taxonomy places the organism in Eukaryota, Metazoa, Cnidaria, Anthozoa, Scleractinia, Poritidae. The record is from the annotation of a GenBank genome assembly.